UCAUGAGUGAUCAUGUUCUUAGGCGCAAAGCCACGAUUCUCCCUGAUUUUAAAUGUUUACACUUUAUUAUGUGAAUAUAUAUGCAUUUUUAUAUUAUUGUUCCGUUUGUAUUUUUAUACAAUUUAUAUGAACGUAUAUGUAUGAAUGUUGAUACUUUAUUAUGUAAAUAAAUAUAUUUUUUGUAUAUAUAUUUUAUACAAUUGAAUUUUAGAUUCUUUAUUGUUUUUUUUCUAUAAUUAUUUUUUUAUUUAAAUUAAUUUUAAAGGAAGUAUAAAUACACAUACGUGGGACCAUACCGUUGUGUGUGUGUCUCACGGAUUAUAUGUAUGUAGUAGUAACGACACUGGCGCCAUCAUCCGCGACGCGCGCGAGUUAGAUUGGGCUUCAACCCUAAAUACGGCAGCUUGUGGGCCCUGGUUGUGCGUUAGAGGCAACAACUAAUUGUAAGUGAGACGUGGAGAAAGCAACAAAAUGAAGAGGAAGAAUUGUGAAGUAGACAAACACAGGGACGAAAUAAAGCGUCUGAAGGAAUCUAUAAAGAUAGUUCAACAUAGCAUCGAGGAAGAAGGUCGAGAAUCGGCGAGCGAGAGCUCGCAGAGUGAAUCCAGUGGAAGCGAAAGCGAAUGUAACGAAGCUGUAGAGCUGGAAUGUUCAGGUGGUCAAGAGGUUAUGUCUGGAAUCAACAGAGCUAUUACCGAAUCUGAAGAGCGUGGUAAACAUAGGGACAAGGAUGUCGAGAAGGGCGACAAAGAAGGAAACAAAGACGAAAAUAAGGAAAAUGAACCAGAAGUAGAUGAGAGUUUACUGAGUCUACUUGGAGACGAUCCUCAAAACUCGAAGGCUCAGGAAGUGUUUAUUCAUUCAUCGCUUAGAAGCAGAUGGAAAUACUGGAUACAAAACGGCCUGGCGGAAGAAGAAAGAGAGAAAAUCAUCAAGAUGUACAAAAAACCAACUUUUUUAGACCCGCCACUGCUAAAUGCGGAAAUAAAAGGCACAAUGAAGGAAAGUGCCAUUAAAAGAGAUACAUAUAUGAUGGAACUACAGAAUUUAGCAGGAACAUCCUUGACGGCAUUGGGCUCGUUGCUUAGCAUACUCAUGACGCAAAAAGAGUGCAUUGAUCAGGAGCUGUUUGUUGAACGACUGAGGGACGCAACCGAAUUACUGCUGGAAAUAAUGUACAAAUAAUCAAAAUCAAGGAAGGCGUUUAUAGCGCAAGGAGUUACAAAAGGCUGUAAAACAUUAGUAUCUGAAAGGAAAACAGAUAAGUUCCUAUUCGGUGAAGAUUUAGGAGAAAAGAUCAAGGAGGCAGAAGCUGUUGAGAAAAUAUCCAAGAAAAUAACAAGAGAAAUGCCGUUAAUAAGAAGGGAUUUAAACACAAAGAGCCUGCAGGGAAGGCGCCCGGCCCUGCAUAUAGGCGAUUUGCCGUUUUCCCCUUUGGGGAAGUAUCCCCAGCAAACAAGCGAUCGGAAACAACCUCAUCAAAAACACAGACCGAGAAACUACAAAUAAAUGUAGGUAUAGCAGGUAGGCUACAAGCUUACGAAAGCGAGUGGCAAAAAAUCAAAAAAGAUGCAUUCGUGUUAGAUAACAUAAGAGGUCAUAAAAUUACAUUUAGUAGAGAACCGCGACAGGAGAAACCUGCUACGGUCGAAAUAAGAGCAGGCGAAGAAAACGCUUGUGUUGAACCAAUAAAUAAAUUAAUAUUAAAAGACGCAAUUUAGAAGUGCAAAUCUGGGAAAAAUCAAAUUCUUUCAAAUCAUUUCUUACGGCAAAAACCAGAUGGUACACAUAGUUUAUUAAUGGAAAACAUUUUAAAAUGGAGGAUCUGAAUAUGGCAAAGAAAUUGGUUUUUCCAAAUUACUUCAUGUGCACACUGGAUUUACAGGAUGCGUACUAUUUAAUACCGAUCCACAAAGAGUCGCGAAAGUACUUAAGGUUUAAAUUUGGUAGAACACUAUUCGAAUUUACUUGUUUGCUUUUCGGAUUAUGUACCGCUCCUUUUAUUUUCACAAAAGUAAUGAAACCAGUAUUAAGUAAAUUGAGAUCGGCAGGUUAUUGUUCGGUUAUGUAUUUAGAUGACUAUUUUUGUGCAGAAAAAGACUUCGAUCAAUGUAGCGAAAAUGUUACAGCAGCGAAGCGAUUACUUGAGAGUUUAGGUUUUUUAAUAAAUGAGAAUAAGUUGUGCACCACACCAAAAACUAGGUGUACGUUCCUAGGAUUCAUAAUACAUUCAAUUAAGUUUACCACAGAAUUAACAAGAAAGAAA
Messenger RNA from Hylaeus volcanicus, 2266 nucleotides. RefSeq lists its product as uncharacterized. The coding region runs from base 472 to 1185 and encodes 237 amino acids. The record is from RefSeq and is a predicted model, not a curated record. The transcript is spliced from 2 exons. Lineage: Eukaryota; Metazoa; Arthropoda; Insecta; Hymenoptera; Colletidae.